Dendrobium catenatum is the source of this 765-nucleotide messenger RNA. RefSeq names its product disease resistance protein Pik-1-like. Lineage: Eukaryota; Viridiplantae; Streptophyta; Magnoliopsida; Asparagales; Orchidaceae. The record is from RefSeq and is a predicted model, not a curated record. The transcript has 3 exons. The coding region runs from base 171 to 554 and encodes 127 amino acids.
GACCCGCUUUCCCUUCUCCUUCCUCGUCGCCUUCCUAUUUAUAGCUCCCACUCUCGAGCUCCAAAAGAACUCAAGCUCGCAGCUUAUCACACUACACAGAGCUCUUACAACUACUUGGAGCUUCUUCUGCGAGCAGCAAAACCAAAGGGAAUACAACAUCAUCAUCAUCCAUGGCCAAGCAAAAGGUGGUGCUGAAGCUCUGCAUGGAAGAUGCCAAGAAGCGCUCAAAAGCUAUGCAAUGUGCCGUCGGAAUGCACGGUGUUUUGUCAGUGUCGCAUGAGGGGGACAAGAUGACCGUGGUGGGCGAAGAGAUUGACUCGGUGGCAUUGACGACGCUACUGCGAAAGAAGAUGGGGUGUGCCAAAUUGGAGUUGGUAACUGCAGUUGAGGAGAAAAAGGAGGAGAAGAAGGUGAAGGUGGAGACAGAAGUAAAGAGCAAUAUCCAACCAGUGAUUUUGCCCUAUUAUUAUGGACAAUCUGUGGGAGCCAUCACUCAACCGCCCUACUACUAUGUGGAUCACAGUUAUGAUCAAAAUAGCUGCUCUAUCAUGUAAAAGCUGUUUUAUUUUUAUUUUUUUUCUUUUUUAAAUCCUUUCUGCUCUUGCAAAGUUAUGGGUGUGCCUUUGUGAUACAAAUAAGAACCGUCAAGAUUAGGAUUGGGUUGCCUUUCAAUAUACUUUCCUGUAAAUUUUGAUGUUUUAAAUACAAUAGCCUGUAUGAGUUUAAUGAUAUGCUUGAUAUGAAGGAAUUUCCUACUCCAAUCAA